This is a messenger RNA of Gadus macrocephalus (Pacific cod), 3627 nucleotides long. Its product is annotated as retinitis pigmentosa 1-like 1 protein. Gene Ontology annotation, biological process: protein deubiquitination. The coding region runs from base 672 to 3167 and encodes 831 amino acids. Lineage: Eukaryota; Metazoa; Chordata; Actinopteri; Gadiformes; Gadidae. The record is from RefSeq and is a predicted model, not a curated record. The transcript is spliced from 12 exons. Gene Ontology annotation, cellular component: nucleus; cytosol. Gene Ontology annotation, molecular function: cysteine-type endopeptidase activity; cysteine-type deubiquitinase activity.
AAUUAUGAAUACUGGGAGGAAAUAUCACAAGUAUUAAGUCAUAUCUGAAGUUCAAGACAACAAAUUUCUCAAAUCAAACCAGGCCACAACUUUUCUGCUUCAUUAUUAUUUAAGCGUUAUUGUUGCAGUGCGUAUUUUAUCCUCUGAAUAUACCUAACCAUGCAGAUGGACUGCAUUUAUUUAGUGCUUUUCUAAUCAGUGACUACUCAAAGCGCUUUACAAUAUUGCCUAACAUUCAUUCCCACACCGACGGCGGAAUCAACCAUGCAAGACGACAGCCAGCAGCUCGUCUGGAGCAGUCGGGCUCGCAGUCAGGGUCAGGCUUCUGGGACACCUUGACUCUCAGCUAGGAGGAGACGGGCAUCUAACUAGAAACCUUCCCUUUAACAGCCAACCCAGUCUCCCUACUGAGCUAAAUGCCUGUUGCAUGCCUAAAACAUCAAUGUUGUUUUCGUGGCUUGGCUUCGAAAUCGAAAGUGAAAGAAUGGCUCAAGAAUAGUUCAACUCCAUUUUGUGUUGAGGAGCAGGCAACACAACACUGGACAGAGCCAAGCUUAAGGGACACGCCAUGAGUAAUUAUAAUCGUGGAUGGGAUCGAGCAGGUACAGUUGUAUUUUGUAUGACGGGACAUUACUCCAUAGUCCUAUAUCUUGUUGGAUGUUUUAAUUGGCAUGUAUAGGCCUGGUUAUGGUGGUAUAUCUGUUGUGUUUCUGUGUGUAUCCCUCUCUCACGAUGCAGAACCCAAGUACAAAGGCUUGAGAAACCAGGGCUCCACCUGCUACCUGAACAGCGUGCUUCAAGUGCUCUUCAUGACAAAAGAAUUCAGAGACGCUGUCCAAAGUUUUUGCCACAGUGAAAGCUCCUACAUCGAUGCUCAUCUCAAAGAUCUCUUCCGUCAGCUGAAGAAUGGUUCUCCCACUACGGAAUGCAUCAUCUUCAAACUUGGGAUAGAAAAUGUAGGGCAGCAGCAAGAUGCUGCCCAGUAUUUUGAGAAGAUUCUAAGUCUGGCGAGUCCUAAGGCCUCACAGGUUUUCCAUGGAAGGUUAAUUCACCGCACGACAUGUUCGUGUGGCGUAAGCACUGUUGAACACAAUUCAUUUUGGACUCUUAAUCUCCCGAUUAACAAUGCCCACAAUGGAGUUUAUAACGUGGAAGACGGGUUGAAACGAUUUUUCAGCCAAUCAAAGUUAACCGGAGACAACCAAGUGUACUGUGAUGAGUGUGCGGUCAAAGCAGACACCACGACUGAAUGUGCAGUAGAACUCUAUCCAAAGGUUCUUGUGCUGCUGCUUAAGAGAUUUGAGUUCAGCUACUACGAAAUGGACUACGUGAAAAACGAUUGCCCUGUGGAUGUUCCUUUGGACAUUGAAAUGGCAAAGGGUGCGAGCUAUGAGCUCUAUGCCACCGUGGACCAUGUGGGGGACCUGAGGGGGGGCCACUACACAGCCACCAUCCAGUCUCCAGACGACGGCUGGUACGACUUCAACGACUCAUGGGUUACACCGAAAAACAACUUUAAUCCAGAAUGGAGCCAGAACGGCUAUCUCCUUUUUUACAGAAAGAGAGAAAGACAAAUUAGUGAUUCACCUCAGGAGCACCCCCACGGGUCGUCUGUGGACCCGGUCGAGUCGGAGACCAAUCAGAACAACGCUGACGAUGGCAACGCUGAUCUUACUAAGCGUGGUGAUGUUGAGAGAGGUGAUGAUGUCAGGGCGGGGGUUGAUGAUCCUGAGAGUGUUGAUGUUGAGAGAGGUGAUGAUGUCAGGGCGGGGGUGGAUGAUCCUGAGAGUGUUGAUGUUGAGAGAGGUGAUGAUGUCAGGAAGGGGGUUGAUGAUCCUGAGGGUGGUGAGGUCACAGGAGGUGAUGAGGUCACAGAGGGGGUUGAUGUUCCUGAGGGUGGUGAGGUCACAGGAGGUGGUGAGGUCACAGAGGGGGUUGAUGUUCCUGAGGGUGGUGAGGUCACAGGAGGUGAUGAGGUCACAGAGGGGGUUGAUGAUCCUGAGGGUGGUGAGGUCACAGAGGGGGUUGAUGUUCCUGAGGGUGGUGAGGUCACAGGAGGUGGUGAGGUCACAGAGGGGGUUGAUGUUCCUGAGGGUGGUGAGGUCACAGGAGGUGAUGAGGUCACAGAGGGGGUUGAUGAUCCUGAGGGUGGUGAGGUCACAGAGGGGGUUGAUGUUCCUGAGCGUGGUGAGGUCACAGGAGGUGAUGAGGUCACAGAGGGGGUUGAUGUUCCUGAGGGUGGUGAGGUCACAGGAGGUGAUGAGGUCACAGAGGGGGUUGAUGUCCCAGAGGGUGGUGAGGUCACAGGAGGUGAUGUCGUGGCGGGGGACCCUCAAACAUUGGAGAGUGCUCGGUUAGACGGGAAGUGUGGCGAGCGCAUUAAGAGAGACGAAGAGCUUCCGACCAAUGAGAUGGACACUCGCAAACCAGGUGAUCAAGCUGGCCAACAGGAAGCCAGCGGCACCGACCCAACGGUCAGCGAUCCGGAGGGCGUUGUUACCGAGAGGAGGAGGGGGGAGGAGGGGCAGACGGAGGGUGGAGUAAUACAGAAGACUGACGAUGGCCACGAUAGUGGUGGUGAUGACCACCACACUACACCCUCCUCCUCUGAGCCAAUGGAUGAACGGCCGGCGUCGGCGGGGAGCAGUGAUGUCACGGGAGGUGGUGAUGCCAUGGAGUGUGGGGAUGACAGGGCAGGUGAUGUUGUCGGGCCGGGGGACCCUCUACUAACGGAGAGUGAGAGGUCAGACCGUAAAGGUGGCGAGCGCAGGACAACAGGUGUAGAGGUUCCGACCAAUGAGAAGGAGUCUCGUGAACCAGGGGAUCAAGCUCGUCAACAGGAAGCCAGCGGCACCAUCCCAAAAGUCAGCGAUCCAGAGAGCAGGUUUAACGAGAGGAAGAGGGGCCGGAGGGAAAGUAUGGAGCUUAUGGAGGUCUGUGAGGAGGGGGAGACGGAGGGCAGAGUAAUAAAGAAGAAACGUAGAAAAGUCUUAGACAUUCCAAACUGUUUCUCCGGAUUGUGUUUGAGCUCUAGGCCGAGAUUGGCAAAGCGUAAACAGAGACUGGGAAGUAAGGCUGACAAGGUCAAAGUUAAAAAAUCUAUUAAAAAGAGACUAAAGAAUCAUGGCUUUAUGUGUUACAAUAAGCAGACCUCGGAUACAGAAUAAAAGCCAGUUGAACUAGGCUUUUAAACAUUCCGGUUUUGCAUUGAACAUGUAUUUGAACGUUGUGCCAGGUUGCAGGAUUCAAAGCUGAAUGUGCCUUGGUUAGUGAAGUUAAGCUGGUUAGUAAAAUGAAAGAGCACCAGCAUGUGUUUUUUUGGUGACACUAUCCCUUUUUAACAUGUUGACCGGCACGAUGAUUACUAUUAAAACCGUGACUAUGUUUAAUCAAUCUUUUUUUUUAAUCAUUCUUGUGUUUUGUUCUGCUUUCAUAGUUUGGGUGUGCUGUUUGUUAGACAUGGCCCAAAAUAAGCAUAGAUAAUAAGCACUUUUGGUGGGCUAAGAUAUUCACAUGAAGGACAAAAUAUAGAAAAUAACGCUUUAUAAUUAUAUGGUCAUUUCGAAACACUUAUUUUGGGGGAUGAUGGAUCGAUGGAUAAUAAAAAAUAACUUUUCAAUCGCACAA